GUCAGUGUGGCGUGCUGUGCUGUGUAUGGUGGAGCGAAUACCAUUUUAUUUUGUUUGCGAACACUGUAUAAGUAAAUUGGUAGUUUCGUUGCCGGUUCUGGAAAAUUUUAUAAGCUAAACAAUCAUGGCGGUCAAAAACGACGCAGAAACAUUAGAGAAAAUGAAACUUCUAGAAGAAAGGAUAAAGGCUCCGUCCAUAUGGGGCCGGGUUCCUUGUGGGAUCAGGUUUGAAGACCUUCAGGAUAGAAGAUAUGAUGACGCUGUACGAUUACUGAAGAAACACUAUUUGUCUGAAGAGAUUACAUACAGAUCUGUGAAAAUAGUAGAUGAUAAAGAGGGGACGGAUGAGUUUGUACAUAAUGUCAGGAUUUGGAUGAAAGACAAGAUGUCCAUCGCUGCUGUUAAAGAAGGAACUGAUAAACUGGUUGGAGUACUUAUUAUGAGGAUUCAGGAGAAAACUGCCUUCUCAAGGACAUUCAGCCGCGUCAAGUUAACCCACAACCCCCUGUAUUCCACUGUGAUGAAGUUCUACAAUGAAAUUGAGAAGCCAGUUUGUGUCUUCGAUAGAUUGGGCGUCAAGAGAUACUUCAAGAUUUAUAUUGUCGCUUUGAAGAACAGGUAUAGGCAUCGAGGCAUCGCAAAAGAGAUGUUAAAAGCAGCAACGUUACUAAGUGCAAGCGCUGGUGUGGCCGGGAUCUGUGGUAUAUUCACAACAGCGAGAUUGCACACAGUCGCCCAAGAAUUAGGCUUCACGAAACUGAACGAAAUUUACUAUGUGCGGUACCUGAUUGAUGGGGAGAUUGUCUUCUGGGACACCGGGCUCGGUAACUAUGGAGCAGCGAUCAUGGCGCUUCGUAUACCAAACGUGGAAGAAGUCCAAGAGUUGCAGACUCAGCACUCGUCCAGGUUCAAUAUUCCUAUCAAAAUGGAUGAUGAGGAGACUGAGGAGGAUAAAGCACAAACUCCCGCGCCAUCUGAUGCUGCAGACACUGCUACUACCAAAUCUGAAGCGACGCCAAAGAAAUAAAUUGUUGAUUGAUA
Messenger RNA from Spodoptera frugiperda (fall armyworm), 1041 nucleotides. RefSeq lists its product as uncharacterized. The coding region runs from base 125 to 1027 and encodes 300 amino acids. The transcript has 6 exons. Gene Ontology annotation, molecular function: N-acetyltransferase activity. The record is from RefSeq and is a predicted model, not a curated record. Lineage: Eukaryota; Metazoa; Arthropoda; Insecta; Lepidoptera; Noctuidae.